This is a messenger RNA of Telopea speciosissima, 1187 nucleotides long. Its product is annotated as copper chaperone for superoxide dismutase, chloroplastic/cytosolic. The transcript is spliced from 6 exons. NCBI's taxonomy places the organism in Eukaryota, Viridiplantae, Streptophyta, Magnoliopsida, Proteales, Proteaceae. Gene Ontology annotation, biological process: removal of superoxide radicals. The record is from RefSeq and is a predicted model, not a curated record. The coding region runs from base 40 to 1023 and encodes 327 amino acids. Gene Ontology annotation, molecular function: superoxide dismutase activity; copper ion binding.
UGGGUACUUAAUAUUUAGACAGUGAGUAGAGAAAGAGCGAUGGCAUUUCUCAGGGCGCUAACUACCACAGCAGCCUCAGUUCUUCCCGCAGCAGUCGCAGUAGCCGCUGUAACGUCUUCGUCCAACGACCCUUCUCGUACUUGUAACCCAGUUUUUUCCAGAUCACCAAACCUUCCCUUCUUAUCCACUUCCAUCCUCAGCCCUGACCGUUGGGGUGUGAGCCUUGUAAGAAACCUUAGCCCUCCCCACUCCUCUGUUCGCAUGGACUCUCCAACGUCGGACCAGAUUCUCCCUACGCAGAGUGACGGAGUUUUGCCGGAGCUGAUGACAGAGUUCAUGGUGGACAUGACGUGCGAUGGCUGUGUGAAUGCUGUCAAGAAUAAGUUAAUUACUGUAGAUGGGGUUAAAGGAGUUGAGGCAGACUUGAGUAACCAAGUUGUCAGGGUAAUUGGUUCUUCACCUGUGAAGAUCAUGCUCGAUGCACUGGAACAGACGGGCCGGAAAGCUCGGCUAAUUGGCCAAGGCAUUCCUGAAGAUUUUCUAAUUUCGGCAGCUGUUGCUGAGUUUAAAGGUCCCAAAAUUUUUGGUGUAGUUCGCUUGGCUCAAGUGAAUAUGGAAUUGGCAAGAAUUGAAGCAAAUUUUAGUGGUCUGACACCUGGAAAGCAUGGUUUGUCCAUAAAUGAGUUUGGAGAUCUGACAAAAGGAGCAACAAGUACUGGGAAGGUAUUCAAUCGAACAAAUCAAGUUACAAUGGAAAAGCCUCUGGGUGACCUGGGAACACUAGAUGCUCAAGAUACUGGUGAGGCCUUCUUCACUGGCGUUAAACAGAUGCUUAGAGUUGCUGAUCUCAUUGGCCGAUCCAUCGUGGUGUAUGAAACUGAAGAUAAAUCAGACCCAGGCAGUGCCGCUGCGGUCAUAGCUAGAAGUGCAGGAGUUGGUGAAAACUAUAAAAAAAUCUGCUCAUGUGAUGGCACCACAAUAUGGGAAGCGAAUAACAAUACUUUUACUGUCAGCAAAGUCUAAUACUUAGUGGACAUACUUCUGUUUUGGAUGUGAACAUUUUUCCAUUGGUGGGUGUUUGUAUCUUGAAUUUUUAUGCACUGUACAAGGUUGGUGUAAUAAUAAACGGUGUAGGAAACUGUCUUCUGUGCGAUAAAAAUGAAAUGAGCCACAAGACUCUUUAGGAU